AUGUCCCCCUCUGCACUCUUCGACGACGAGGUCGCGGUCCGGUCGGACAAGACCGAGGCCGUGCGGUCGGGCAAGGCACUCGAGGACCUGUCGGACGCCAUUGACAAGGUCAAUGUGCUCAAGGGCCGGCAGACGGCCGACGAGGCGGUGGUGUACACGGAGAAGUCACAGUUCGACCAGGAAAAGGACAAGACGCAGUUCCGGCAGUACGACGACGCGUGCGAGCGGGUCAAGACAUUCUACCGCGAGCAGCACGAGAAGCAGACGGUGGCCUACAACCUGCAGGCACGAGCCCAGUUCCACUCACUGAGCCGGCAGCGAGCCGAGAUGACGGUCUGGGAGGCGAUCGAGAAGCUCAACACGCUGAUCGACGAAUCGGACCCGGACACGGAGCUGAGCCAGAUUCAGCAUCUGCUGCAGAGCGCCGAGGCGAUCCGCCGUGACGGCAAGCCGCGCUGGAUGCAGCUGACCGGCCUGAUCCACGACCUCGGCAAGCUGCUGUACUUUUAUGGUGCCCAGGGCCAGUGGGACGUCGUGGGCGACACCUUUCCCGUCGGCCUCGCCUUUGAUCGUCGCAUCAUCUAUCCCGACAGCUUUACCGGCAACCCGGACCGCGACCAUCCCAUCUACGGCUCCACCCUGGGCAUCUACUCGGCCGGCUGCGGUCUCGACAACGUCAUGCUCUCCUGGGGCCAUGAUGAGUACCUCUACCACGUCAUCAAGGACCAGAGCCUGCUGCCACCCGAGAGUCUCGCCAUGAUCCGCUACCACUCCUUCUACCCGUGGCACAGCGCCGGCGCCUACCGCGAGCUCAUGGCCGACAAGGACCACGCCAUGCUCGAGGCCGUCAAGGCCUUCAACCCCUAUGAUCUCUACAGCAAGAGCGACGAGGUGCCUAGCGUCGACCUUCUCAAGCCGUACUACCUCGAACUCAUCGACGAGUUCUUCCCGCAAAAAGUGAUCAAGUGGUAG
Messenger RNA from Grosmannia clavigera kw1407, 972 nucleotides. RefSeq names its product inositol oxygenase. Gene Ontology annotation, molecular function: inositol oxygenase activity; iron ion binding. Bases 1 to 972 code for a protein of 323 amino acids. Gene Ontology annotation, cellular component: cytoplasm. Gene Ontology annotation, biological process: inositol catabolic process. The record is from RefSeq and is a predicted model, not a curated record. NCBI's taxonomy places the organism in Eukaryota, Fungi, Ascomycota, Sordariomycetes, Ophiostomatales, Ophiostomataceae. The transcript is spliced from 2 exons.